Colletotrichum truncatum is the source of this 2949-nucleotide messenger RNA. RefSeq lists its product as uncharacterized. The record is from RefSeq and is a predicted model, not a curated record. NCBI's taxonomy places the organism in Eukaryota, Fungi, Ascomycota, Sordariomycetes, Glomerellales, Glomerellaceae.
AUGGAUUCGUUUUCAAGACUCCUUACUGUAGCACUUUUUUUGUUUUCGUGCUUCGUUGGCUUUACAGUAGCUAAAGAAGGUCUCCUUGUUUUCCAGGAGGGUGUGAGUGAUUGCCAGCUAGCGAAUCAUGACAUUGGUCCUCAAAUUUGGAUAUCCAAAGGGGAUUCUCCAUCCGUACUUCGAGCGGCUCGAGAUCUUGCGCUCGACUUUGGACGAGUUGUUGGUGUCAACGGGACGAUAGUGACUGUGGAUGGUCUCUCGAAAGAAAAAAUCAAUGAAAGCUUGCCAGCCAUCAUUGCUGGAACAAUCGGACACUCCACCUUAAUUGACGACCUGGUUCUCGAUAAGAAACUUGAUAUCACCGAUGUCAAAGGCAAAUGGGAAGCAUACACUAUGGCCCUCGUACGAGACGUAGCUGCAAACGUACCCUGGGGUCUUGUCAUAGCUGGAAGUGACAGACGAGGGACUAUCUACGGUCUAUAUGAGGUAUCCGAGAAGAUCGGCGUGUCUCCUUGGUACUGGUGGGCAGAUGUGCCCCCAAAGACGAAGAAAGGUAUCUGGGUACUCGAUGGUCAGGCAGUACAGGAUUCGCCUUCCAUCAAGUACAGAGGAUUUUUCAUCAACGAUGAGGCACCAGCACUAACUGGCUGGGCUACGAAAAAGUUCGGACUCACCUCAACUGGUAGGCCCUUCAGCAGCGAGUUCUACAAGCUAGUUUUUGAGCUUUGUCUUCGCUUACGUGCGAACUAUAUCUGGCCGGCCAUGUGGGGUAGUGCUUUCUACACGGACGACACCAAAAAUGGCCCCCUGGCUGAAGAGUAUGGCGUUGUUGUUGGAACGAGUCAUCAUGAACCUAUGGCCCGUGCAGAAAGAGAGCAAAAAGAGGAAAUCGACGGUGGUUGGGACUGGGGCAGCAACGAACAGGAGAUCACAGAUUUCUUUAGGGGCGGCGUGCGGCGCGCAGCCGACUGGGAGACCAUGUACACAAUGGGCAUGAGGGGUGAAGGUGACGCCGCAUCGCCAACUCUGACAGCUGAAGAUCUCGAAGAAAUAAUUCAGACACAACAGUCCCUUCUGAGAGAGGAACUGAACGCUACUGAACUGAAAAACGUGCCACAGACGUGGGUCCUGUACAAAGAAGUUGGACGUUACUAUCAGGCUGGUAUGAAAGUACCUGAUACGGUCACGCUGCUUUGGACAGACGACAAUUCUGGCAACCUGUUACGGACUCCAUUGGCCAAUGAGACAGACAGGCUGGCUGGCGCGGGGGUCUAUUAUCACUUUGACUAUGUCGGUUCUCCUCGGAACUACAAAUGGAUCAACACAAUUCAGCUCGUCAAAACCUGGGAACAAAUGCAUCUGGCCUAUGAGAAGGGCGCCCGGGAAAUUUGGAUCGCAAAUGUCGGCGAUAUCAAGCCUCUUGAAAUUCCCAUGACACACUUCUUAGACAUGGCUUACGACAUGUCAAAGCAUGCCACGCCAGAAAGUACCACGCAGUGGAUUCGUCGCUGGGCUGCAGCCGAAUUCGAAGAAAGAAUUGCAGACAGAACCGUCCAGAUACUCAGUAUCUACGGAAAAUUGCUUAUCCGCCGAAAAUACGAACUGCUAAGCCGCAAGCCGUUCGCAUAUAGUCUCGCCAACUACGACGAAGCUGAACGCGUUUUGAAAGAAUGGUCUGACCUUUUAGAAAUGACUCAAAACACCUAUAAUUCUCUUCCUCAAGCUACUCGUACCCCGUUUUUCGAAAUGGUAUUGCAUCCCAUUCUGGCUGGCAAGACGGUCGUAGAGCUUUAUAUAAAGUCAGAAUUGAAUGCAUGGCGCUUCAAACAACGAAGAACAAGCGCCAACACACUUGCAAACGAUGUAAUUACACUUUUUGCACAAGAUUCGCAGAUUACCGACAGAUAUCACAAGCUCAACGGAGGCAAAUGGGAUGGUAUGAUGACUCAGCCACAUAUUGGAUACACAAGCUGGAACGACCCAGUCAGCAACACUGUUCCAGAAGUACGAUACCAUGACCAGCUCAACGUUCCGAGGUCAGGUAUUAUGGGUGUCUCAGUGCAAGGCAGCAACCAGACAUCACCGGGUGACCCAGAACCUGUUCUCCUCCCUAUCGACCCUUUCAUGCCAGCGUCGUAUCAGCGAUACCUAGAUAUUUACACGCGCAACAAUGGUUCGUUUGUCUAUAAGAUCACAAGCAACGCAUCAUACGUUUCCGUUGCCAACUCAACCGGCACACUUAGCACAACCAACGGAGUGUCGGAUGCGCGCAUUUCCAUCUCCGUAGACUGGGAAACUGCUCCGGAGGGUAAGAGUUGGGCUGGCCUGCGGGUUGAGGCUCAAAAUGCUUCAGGCAGUUGGCCUAUCACCGUGACGGUGCCUGUUCAGAAAGCUUCCGUCCCAUCCACCUUUACUGGAUUCGUGGAGUCGGACGGCGUGGUGUCCAUUGAAGCUGAGCACUACAGCACCGUCGAGGAGAAGAACGGUGUGUCGUACGUAACAAUCCCACACUAUGGUCGUACCUUGUCUGGUGUGAAGCUAUGGCCCGUAACUGUGGACUCUCAGUUGCCCGGUACAACGGCUCCGAUGAUCACGUAUGAUUUCUAUACCUUCACUUCCAAUCCAUCGGCAAGCCUUAUAAUUUUCCUUGGGGCCACUUUGAAUCACGAUCCCAGCAGACCAUUGCGCUACGCAUUUUCUGUUGACGGAGCCAAUAUUAUAACUGUUCAGCCAGUGCCAACAACACCCAUGGGUUCCGAACCCAGUGGCUGGACGCAAGCUGUCAUGGCAGGAGGAUGGAACUCAAGAACAGCCAUAAAUCUCCAACCAGGUGAGCACAUUUUGCGCCUUUGGCUUCUCGAACCUGGCGUCGUCAUUCAGAAAUUAGUGGUUGAUCUGGGAGGCUUCAAGGAAAGUUCGCUAGGCCCUCCUGAAAGCGUUCGCGUUUAG